Molecule: messenger RNA, 2759 nt
Organism: Python bivittatus (Burmese python)
Lineage: Eukaryota; Metazoa; Chordata; Lepidosauria; Squamata; Pythonidae
Source: RefSeq, a predicted model, not a curated record
ACCUAAACUUCUCUAUUGUUCUAGGCUUUGCGAAACUUUAAGUUAACUGUUGCUGUGGACCCCAGAUACCACCCUAAAAUCAUUGGCAGGAAAGGGGCAGUGAUCACUCAAAUCCGCACAGAACAUGAUGUGACUAUACAAUUCCCAGACAAAGAUGAUGAAUCUCAGGCCCAGGAUCAGAUUAUCAUAACAGGCUAUGAGAAAAAUACUGAAUCUGCCCGAGAUGCCAUCAUGAAGAUUGUUGGUGAACUGGAGCAGAUGGUAUCUGAAGACAUCACCCUAGACCAUCGUGUUCAUGCCCGCAUUAUUGGAGCACGUGGGAAAGCUAUCCGCAAAAUUAUGGAUGAAUUCAAGGUCGAUAUCCGUUUUCCUCAAAGUGGAGCUGUUGAUCCCAACUGUGUGACUGUGACUGGACUCCCUGACAAUGUGGAGGAAGCCAUUGAUCAUAUCCUGAAUCUGGAGGAGGAAUAUCUGGCUGAUGUAGUAGAUAAUGAGGCAAUGCAAGUCUACAUGAAACCACCUGCUCAUGAGGAAGCUAAGGCUGCAUCAAAGGGAUUUGUGGUGAGAGACGCCCCAUGGACAGCUGGCAAUACUGAGAAGGCUCCUGAUAUGAGCAGUUCUGAAGAUUUCCCAAGUUUUGGAGCUCAGGUGGCUCCCAAAACUCUGCCAUGGGGUCCCAAGCGAUAAUACCAUGAAAACAGCAAUCUUAUCCAGCCAUUUGCCACAAAAUUUCUUUCCUGAAUUCUGCCCUACUGGCUGGAUCUAGUGCAGAUUGUCAAUGAGGGGUCUCUUAAUGAAACUAGAGUGCUUACUCCCUCUGUUAUCCUUAUGCUCAGGCCUCGCUAUGCUUCUGUUUGACAUUUUUUUCUUCCCCUUGACCUGGAACAAAACUUUCCACAUUAAUUCCAACCUAAAAUAUAUACAUUUUUUCUUUCAAAUUUCAGCCUAUCAUGUGAGUCAUUGUGUUGUAAUGAAGCCUCCCAAGUACAUUAUACAAAGCACUCUAACCUCCAUUAGGAGAUCACCUUACUGCACCUAGGAAUAUACUUCCUGUCUCUCAACCUCAGGAAACACAUUUCCUUGAUUUUCUAAAAGCCAAAAUAUUUGCUCUUUCCCUUCCUGCCAUUUCUCCAAGGCCUUACCUUUGUAGUGUGCAAUCAGUUUUCCCUUUUCACUGCCAACCUCUUUCCCCCCCACCCCAAACUGCCCAUCUAAUUCUACUAUUGGUGAGGGAACUGGCCAGAAUGGGUGGGUGGAGAGAGAUGAUCAGUCCUGGAGUUUGAGACCCCCAGAAAGCACUAUCAGGGUCACAAUCCUUGUUGUGCUGAUCUGCAGCACUAAGUGCACAAACAUUCUUCCUUCACUGGGGUGAGUACUGAAUUGCAGCUCAUCAUCAGUUUUUCCCCCCAUCACUUUUUUGCAUUAUCCUUCCUUCCCAACCAUAGUAUGGCUAAACAGAGCCAGAAAACUGACAGUAUUAUUGGAUCUAAGAAAACUUGGUUCAACCAAAAGUGCCAUGUUAGCAUGUCACAAAGGAUGUUGGGUGACUAGUGCAGUGUUAAAAGAGUGCAUUGCCCUUUCCCCCCUAGCUUGAUAGUGAUGGCAUUUAAGUACCAGGGUUAAGGUGUGUCUUUUGCUUUUUACUAUUGCCUUCUUUCUACCUCAAGCCAGUAUGACAGUGGCCUGCUUCUUCAGAUAGCUCCUCUUGCUUCCUGAUAUCAUGAUUGUUCCUCUGUGAGAAGAGGAAUGUAUGUGUGUGGCUUUAGCUAGGUAUGUGGCAGUUAGUUUCUCCUCUGACAAAGAUGGUCUUAACUGUUGCCACAUAAUUUGGCCUCUAGUCUUGCAACAGAGAUUAAGCCUUGGAGGGAGGUAAGUGAGGAGUGGCUCUCACUUAAAUUGAAGAAUUUGAUUGCAGUUCAGUCUUAAAGAUGAAGCCUUUCUUGGGUGGCCAGUGGUAGGGGUGGGAGAUUAGAUCUAUAUUCAGCAAAAGCCUUCUGUAGUUGGCAACAAAUGUGUUGUCUGGUUGUCUUGACACCAAUAGUUGCUGCACUCUAGCUGCUACCAUAAACUGACGCAAGGCUGCUUGUAUUUUAAAGCUGCUCUUCUAGCCACAAUUCUCUUUUCUGCUGAAGGUGCUGGUGGCAAUGCUGGGUCUGUUGCCAACUCUGCUCUCUGUCUUUCCUGCUCUCUUCUGAAGAGCUUUUCUGAGCCAUUUGUAUCUUUUCCCCGGAGUCCUUUGUGUCCCAAAUUAUAUGCUGAGAGAUGGUGUAUCAAACUUCUAGCUUUUAGCCCGAUAGAAAGGAAAAUCCUCUCAGUUUAAAUGAACCUAAGUGAAAGGGGAGAUAUUGUUUCUCUGUGAUGAUUCCACUUGGGAUAGGAGAAGCCCUAUCACUAUCUGAGCAGGAGUCUAAAACAGGGUAGAAGUGUUAAUGCCUUGCCAGUGGGACCUGGUGUUUGAAUGUCACACAUCACUUGCACAUGUGUUUUGGGCUUAACUGCCAUUGAGCAUGGCUCUAACGCUGCCGUCUGUUCAAAUUGUUGAAAAUACUUCACUCUUCUGUCCCAUGUAGCGUGCAGCAGUUGAUCUGUGGAGAUGUGCUCCAUGUCCUCUUAAUGUCUUCCAUAUUAUGUUUCCAUGGCAAUGAUCCCUUGGCCUUAACUUUGGAAUUUGGAGAUUAUAUGCAAAACAUGUAUAAAGGCUCAUGAGUAUGGAUGACACUGGAAUUUUAUAAAUUCUAAAAAAUAAAACCUGAAACAGC